CGUAGCAUAGGAGCAUCUGUAAAUAUGCUGACCGGACACAAUAAAGUAAAGUAAGUGUAAAAUUGAGAUUUUUUGCAAUAUUUUACCGUCAGUGAAUGGACUAUUGCUGGGGUGUAACAAAAUUAAAUAAAUUACCAAUGUUUUGCACACUUUCCUAAAGACACAUACAUGUGUUACCCAGCACCAAUGCGCGCGCUUUUCACUUAUACCACUCGGAAAACUGAAACUCCCGGCAAAGUUUAGUAAAUCGCGUGUUUUCACGUUGUUCAGUUGCCGUUAAUAUCGUCGGCACGGGGAUUGUCGCAGACCGGAAAACUUUUGCGAUUUGUCGUAAGUGGCGUAAGAAAACUUCGUAAAUUGAUAGAUCUCGAGGAGAAUUGAACGGAUUUGGAACAUAUUUGCUACAAAAGUGAUUAUAGGUAAAACCCACACAGCCAGAUACAAAUUUUGUAAAAGAGAGGGCAAGGAUUUGACACAAGGAUUACACUCUUCUCGCCCAGGGGCCGAUCAGGGCAUUUUAUAAACGAUCAAAGAUAUGCUCCCCACGCGCAAAACUUCCUGAGCCGCUGUCGUUCCCGAUUAGGAAAUAAGAAUUCAUCAAGAAUGCCCGCGAUCUGGAUAUCGAGAUAAAUUUUCUCAUCGUCGUCGGCCAUCUAAAAAGAGAAGAAGAAAACUUUUCUUCGCGUUCCAUGCCGUGCGGAUCCUCAACGAAACUUUUAAAUGUCUUCGAGAACUUUUCAUAUUUAAAGCUCGCAAAAUAAACUGAAGAGAUCGGAAAGACAAGUUGUUAACUAAGUGGAAAGUGGAUACAAUGAACGAGGACGAGAUUCAACAGUUGAAUGCGAUCAUCGAGGAGAAAAGAUUGAAUUGUACGUCGGCUGGCGAUUUUAGCUACAGCAAUGUUUUGUCAUGUCCUGUGCACUUCGAUGGUUGGUCUUGUUGGCCCGAAACACCUGCAGGAACUGUAGCCAACCAAUCCUGUCCCGACUUCAUUCAAGGUUUUGAACCCGCAAAUACAGUGUAUUACAAAUGUGAAGAAGAUGGAAGUUGGUACUUUCAUGAACCAUACAAUAGGACAUGGGUUAAUUAUACCACUUGUGUUAACACAGAUGAUUUGUCGUUUCGCACCAUUGUGAUAAUAAUUCAUUCAGUAGGAUACAGCAUUUCAUUGGUGGCGUUGUUAAUAUCCCUAGCGCUUCUUAUUUAUUUCAAAACACUUAGAUGUGCACGAAUUCUUAUACAUAUGAACCUGUUUGCUUCGUUCGCUAUCAACAAUUUUCUGUGGUUGGUGUGGUACUACCUUAUGUUCGACGAGACUGAAAUGCUGUUUGCCAAUCAGGCAGUUUGUAUAGCUCUUCACACCGUUCUCUACACUUGUCUCAUAUCAAAUUACUCGUGGAUGCUGUGCGAGGGGCUCUACCUGCAUACGGUCCUUGUCUGGGCAUUCAUUUCCCAGAGGAACCUCCUGAAGGGCAUGAUAUUAAUAGGCUGGGGCAUCCCGUUGCUGACGACGUUCAUUUAUGUGCCGGUCAGAUGCCUAUUAGGCGAAGGAGAUGAGCUAACCAUGUGUUGGAUUAAAGACUCCAGGUUCGAGAUCAUCAACCAAAUACCAGUAGCUGCCACUAUAAUUCUCAAUCUCUUCUUCCUUAUAAACAUCGUAAGGGUUGUGGUGAUGAAACUUCGGAAAGGUCCUGCUGAAGGGCAAGGAUCUGGUGCUUCACGAUCGUCGCUACAAGCGUUAAGGGCAACCCUAUUACUAGUGCCACUGUUAGGACUUAACUUCCUUCUUACGCCAUUUAGGCCUGAGAACGUAGAGCCUUGGUUGUAUUUUUACGACCUAAUAUCUGCCGUCACUACAUCCUUUCAGGGUCUGUGUGUGGCUAUUCUGUUCUGCUUUUGCAAUGGCGAGGUCCAAGCACAAAUCAAAAGGAAGUGGAGUAACGUGCAAACAUUUAGACCAAGAGCAAAUUCUUGCAGCGCUACUACAAUGUCGGUACGUAAGGUGUCGGCAUCGGACUAUGAUCGUAAAGCAUCAGAAGUGGACUGGAUGCUAAGGAUGAUUGUGGAAUAAUAUACAUAUUAUAUAUACAUAGAUGUUAUCUUUUACGUGAAAUCCACCUAUCAAACUAAUGGCAGAGAAAAAGUAUGACUAGGACACCUGGCUCGCAGAGCCUCUCAGUGGGUACCUGAUAGAAGGCGUUCUUCAGUCAUGGUGAAAAAUAACGAAGACAGCGCUGAACCUUCGGCUCAAUGUGUAUAGAAUAUUAUUUAGGUAUUAAAUAAUACAACAUGAUACAGUUUACUGGACUGGCGUUGUAAACGAACUAGAUUCUAGUAAAAACUAUGAGGGUCGUUAACAGUGUAUAGUUUAAGUCAAAGAAAGAAACUUGUUCAUUUUAAAGAUUGUUUAAAGUAUUUUAUUUACAUCUUCUUCUUAACGUGCCCUAUCAAGUCCCCAUGACGUUGGCGAUUAACAUGGCAAAACUGUCUCUGUCUCGAGCUCUUCUAAAUAGUUGUUCUGCUUUCUUUGUUCCUGUUCACUCUCGGAUAUUCUUCAACCAAGAGGCCUGUUUUCUACGAAUUUCUCCGCGUGCUUUGAUUUUACCCAUCAUAUUAAGUUGAAGAGUAUUAUAUCGGUCUCCCCUUUCUACGUGUCCAAAAUAGCCCAUCUUUCUACAUUUGCUCUCUUAAAGACUUCUACAUUUGUCAGCAUAGCCGUCCAUGGUAUUUUUAGUGUACCUCUGUGCAGCCACGUUUCAAAAGCCUCCAAACGAUUAAUGGUGGAGAUUUUUUUUGUUCAUGCUUCGACACCGUAUAAGAGAAGUGACCAAAUGUAACAUCUAAUCAUGCGCUUUCGAAGUUGAAGUUGCAAAUUAUUAUUACAGACAAAUGACCUCAUUUUUAAAAAAGUUGAUUCUACAUGAAGAGUACAGGGGAAAAAUAAGGAAUGUCACAUUUUAUACAUAUUGAGAUAAACACCAAUAAAGGUUUAAUUCAUAUGAUACCUAAAAACUAUUUAGGAGAUUCUUAACAGAAUUCUAGCAAUUUUUAUUCUAUAAUCGUGAUUUAUUAUUAAUCUAUAUUAACUUAUUAAUUUAAUAAUGCACCAAAAAACUGUUGAUAUUCCUUAUUUUUGUUCAGUGGCGUGCGGAUAAUCCGGGUCCUUCAUCUGGAUAUAAAAUUUUUAGAAAAUUUAUAUAGACGGAUUUUUCUGAUUAUUUUUCUCAAUCGAUAAGCUAGUCGAUAGUACUCUAUUUUUGCUGCCACAUGGCGAGAAAAGCCAAAAAUCAUGAAAAAAUGACAUUCCUUGUUUUUCCCCUGUACUCUUCACAUAUUAUCUCUUUAUCUAAUACUUCAACGUCGGAAUUAAUAGAUCGACAGAUCUACAACAAGUAUAAGAAGAAGAAGAUCUCUUUAUCUGGGUCUAUUUGUUCAGUAAUAUGGCAAGCAAGAUAUUUAAAACUGAGUACUCUUUGAAUCAUAUGACCAUCAACAUAUAACUGUGAAUCUUGAUGUGCCAAACGGCAUGUAUAAACGGCAUAAACACCAUGUAUUUUGUUUUUGAACAGUUUAUGUUUAGGCCAAACUCUCUUUCCACUGUGUCAAUCGCAUUUAAAAGGCAUUGUAAUCCAUUAAUGUCAUCACAUAAAAUCACUGUAUCGUCUACAUAUCUGAUUGUAUUUAUCAGAAUUCCAUUAACUUUCACACCCCAUUCCAAAUUAUGCAGCGCUUCUUUAAAUAAUAUUUUAUCUGAAUAUAAAUUGAACAAUAAUAGGGACAGUAACCCUGUCCGCUUUGUAUUUUACCUGUUUCUGUUGACUUUCCAUUUAUGCAAUCUGUCGCUGUUUGACGCCAGUAUAAUUUUUCUAUGAUUCGGACAUCUUGACUAUCAACUCCUUUAUCCUUUAAUAUUUUAAUUAAUUUGUGAUGCUUUAUUCGAUCAAAGGCCUUUUCAUGGUCAAUAAAUUUAGCAAAGACGUAUUUCCUUUGAUCCCGGCAUUUUUGCAAUAAUACAAUUAGUGCAAAGAGUUCGUCCCAGGUUCCCAGUCCAUUUCUGCAGUCAAAUUGCGUUUAAUCCUGGUCUUCUUCAUAUUUAUCUUUGAUUCUACUGUGGACUAUCAGUCUGUAAUAAGGUUUAUCAUUCUAUAAUCGCUACAGUUUUUCGGACGUUGUUUUUUGGUAGGAUUAUGAAUUCCGAAUUUAAUCAAUCUUCAGGGAUAUUACCAGUCGAAUAAACAUGAUUGAAAAUUUUGACCAGUAUUCUAAUGUUUUCCUCAUUAAUGAGCUUGAACAACUCUGUCGGUAUGUGGUCAGGAUCAACGGCUUUUUCAUUACUGUGUUUUUCAUUAAACUAUUCUAAUUACUUGCAUUUAUACUCCAUCCAUUUUUCUUUAGCUACCUUUAUUUUUUGUGUAAUUAGUUUCUGUUUUUCCUUAUAUUCUGUCUUGUUACCUUUCAGUUUUCUUCUCUGCUCCAUUAAUUCCAGGAUUUCAUCAGUCAUCCAUUGUUGUUUUUUGUGCCUGUGUAUCAUUUUUGUAUAUUUUUUCAUUACUUUCAAGGUAAGAUCUUUAAACGUGCUCCAAAUUCCCGUAUUGUUUUCAUUUGUUGAAUUAUUUAGCUGAUUAUUUAGGUAAUUUUCUAUUAGCGUUUUGUUGGAUGCUGAGAUAUGUAUGUAAUUUUGGUGUUUUGGACUUUUUUGAGCUUCACUUUGAUGUCGGCUAUUAAAGGGUUAUGAUUUGAACCGCUAUAUACACCAGAAUAUGUCGUUGCUCUCUUACACAUCUAACUCAUAUACAUCAUUUUAAUUAACUAUCCUAGGUAAAUCGUUGAAUAACUUGAAUAAAUCAAAUCACGUCAGAGAAAAAUUUCAUUGUUUGAAUAAUAGCCUUUCUGAAUAUUCAACAUGUCAAUAACAAAAUAUGCUUUCUUUAAAGUGAACACAGUUGGUAAUAAUAUAAUGUAACAAACACAAAUAGUUAAUUACUUGCUGUACUUAUAAUGUUAAGGUAAAAUGUAAACUGCUAACAGCUAAUGAUAUUUUGUGUACUGAUUAUUUUGUAUAUGGAUCAACAACAUUAGGAAAAAUAUUUCAUAAUGAAUGUCAAUAAAAAGUAUUUAUUUAU
This is a messenger RNA of Diabrotica virgifera virgifera (western corn rootworm), 5123 nucleotides long. Its product is annotated as calcitonin gene-related peptide type 1 receptor-like. Gene Ontology annotation, cellular component: plasma membrane. Gene Ontology annotation, molecular function: calcitonin receptor activity. The transcript has 15 exons. Bases 812 to 2071 code for a protein of 419 amino acids. Lineage: Eukaryota; Metazoa; Arthropoda; Insecta; Coleoptera; Chrysomelidae. Gene Ontology annotation, biological process: cell surface receptor signaling pathway; adenylate cyclase-modulating G protein-coupled receptor signaling pathway. The record is from RefSeq and is a predicted model, not a curated record.